Xenia sp. Carnegie-2017 is the source of this 2094-nucleotide messenger RNA. Its product is annotated as protein FAM102A-like. NCBI's taxonomy places the organism in Eukaryota, Metazoa, Cnidaria, Anthozoa, Malacalcyonacea, Xeniidae. Bases 288 to 1337 code for a protein of 349 amino acids. The record is from RefSeq and is a predicted model, not a curated record. The transcript is spliced from 8 exons.
UCAGCCAGUAAGAUCACGAGUAAAAAAGACUCUUCCACAAAAUAGAGUACAUUAUUUCCCACCUCUUAUGAACAUCUGUCAUUGUUGCUGAACUUGCUGCUUUUUAUGACAUGGCAUAUCAAUCACUUCCGGUUACAAGUUCCGAAAUCGUUUCCGGUUAAAAGUUAUAAGCCCCAAAGGUCUCUGGGAUUUAUAAGCAGUUUCGAAACUGAACAUAUUUCAAAACAAAGCACAGAAGGAAGUAUGUGCUGUUCAAAUUCCGCUGUAGCUCAAGUAUUUUGGGCAAAAUGAAAAAGAAAAAGUUUAAGUUUGACGUUGUCUUUGAACUGAGAGAGCUAACAAACGUUUCUCUCGCCAGUGGUCUCCUAUUUUCGAAACUCAGACUUCUAGAUGGCGGUAAAUUUACGGAAACCUGUUACAGGGUCGACGUCUCGAAUAAUCGUGUCAAAUGGCAACAGACCUUUAAUUUCUCCUGUAAAAUGACAGCCAAUACAAACACUGGCGUUCUUGAUCCAUGUUUUUGUCGUAUUUCAGUUCGUAAGGAAACCAAGGGUGGAAAAUCUUAUGAGAAACUUGGUUUUGUUGACAUAAACAUGGCAGAGUUUGCCGGGCAAAAUAAAAGAACGAGAAAAUAUUUAUUGGAAGGACACGAUGAAAAAUUAAAUCGUCAAGACAACUCCAUUUUAGAAGUCAGAAUCUCGAUGAUUUUAAGACAAGGCGAUCCAUUGUUCAAACUGCCAACUGUUCAAAAUCCUCACAGCACACUUGAGUUACCUAGUUCCAAAGGUGAGCCAUCUUGUGGGCAAGAGGAUGGCCGUGGUCUUCCUUCAAAUAACCCUGAUGAACAUGGUGCUGGUGCUGUAACAUCAGGGAGUGGUACACCAAGCUCACAAAGUUCACAUGCUUCUACAUCUCUUGAUGGUGAUGACCAAACUAUAACCAAGCUGGCCUUGGCUGAAGGGUCCAACAUUGUUACCGGGAAGGCCCUCGGUCAUCACCGUAGUGCUAGUGAGCCACCACUUACUAAGGAUGUUCUUCAAACUGGACAACUGUCUGAAGGAUAUGGUAGCAUGACCACACAAUCAACAUCAUCCUCUAGUGAUGCAGGAAGAAGAUUCAAUUCAAUUGAAAGAACUCCAAGUAAAUACCAACGUAGCAGAGUGGAUCCUGGGAAUGUUGUUGAGCAAAUUAUCAACAGUCAGGAAGAUGAGUCAUCACGGAGCAACAAUCAUGAUCAAAAUAACGUUGCCACUUUUGGCUUUGCUCAAGAUGGUAUGUCUGGACUCAUGAUUAGCGACUUUGGUUUGGAGUCAGAGGACAAGUACAGAACAUUGUGAAUGGUAAAGGCGAUCUUUUUUUUGCUAUUUAUGAAAGGUGAAACAGAACUUAUAUAUACGUUUAUAUGGCGGGUUUUUUAGUGCAUGUGUAAUUUAAUAACAUUAUACGAAAGGACUAAUUUUAUUCAUAUUCAAGUAUAAGUAUAUUUUGCAUGCUGUUAUUUUGAAGUACUUACGUACGACAUAACUGUCAUUGAUUAAGGAACUUGUCCGCUUGAUUACGGUGAGAAAAACCAACUUGAUGACGGCGAACCUUUAAAGGUGAAACUUUUCUUUUUGAAGUCAACUUUUUAUGUUGGCGGGUACCCCCAUGUUGCUGUUUGGUUUGGAUGUAAGGUUGUUUUUUCGCCCUAAAGGGUGGGUUGGUUUGAAAAGUAAAUAAUUCUUUAUUCGUCAUUUGGUUUUUUUACGUUUUGUGUGAACGGACAAGUUGCCUGCGAUUCUUCUACUCGAGCCCACUCGGUGAACACGUGACUGAUCAGCUGGCCUGACGUCAUCGUUACUAUUCUCUUGAUAUCGCCGCGCGAUUCAAGAGGUACCGGGUGAAAACAUCGUCAGAAGUUUCAAUGAGUGAUAGUAUUGACGGGAGUGUGUGAUUUAGUUUGUUUUAUAGUAUAAGUAAUGUGAUAUAGUAGCAUUAUUUUCUCUACAUGAUCAAGAAAUUUGAUUUUUAAUGAUAUAAACGAUAAAAUCCCUAAAGUUAAAGUAUAAUCACAUGGUAAAACUUAUUCUAACAAUCAGUCUUUUUUUGUUGUUA